UUAACUUAAACCCAAAGCCCAGUGAAUGUGGAUAGCAAAAACAUGGAGGGUAUAUGUAGCAGGUUGGAAGGGGUGAGGUUUUACUAAGGCGAGGCCCAUAAACCCUUGAGUUGUUUGUGGAAGCAACAAACACAAAUAAACCCUCUGCCGCCAGCACAGCUUUCACUCCAUUUUGUUUCAGUUAUGAUUUCUUCAAUUUCUUGGAUUCCCAAAGGGGUUCCCAAGUCAGAACCCGUUUUCGCCGAACCUCCUUCUCAGGAAGAUAUUCAACAACUUCUUUCCAACUCUCUCACAAGUGUAGGAGAAGAGAGUGAUAAUGAAGACGCUAACAAACAGAACGAUGAAGUCGCACAAGCUCUAACCGUCGCGGAUGCUAUUGGCAAAACAUCCAAUGAUAAAUAUGACGAUAUUACCCUCGCAUUGAAGGACCUUCAAAUGGAAAACUAUGACGAUGAGGAGGACAAAGGAUUUGAAUUAUUCAGUUCGGGGAUUGGUGAUCUUUAUUAUCCGAGUAAUGAAUUGGAUCCAUAUAUCAAAGAUAAGAAUGAGGAGUAUGAUUCUGAAGAUCUUGAAGACAUGAUCAUUACUCCAACUGAUUCGGUUAUUGUUUGUGCGCGUGCUGAGGACGAUGUCAAUCAUCUCGAAGUUUGGAUACUUGAGGACGCCAAUACCCGUGAUAUGAACAUGUAUAUUCGCAAUGAAAUCAUGAUUCCAGAAUAUCCACUCUGCACGGCUUGGCUUGAUUGCCCCCUUAAAGGAGGAGAAAAAGGGAACUUCUUGGCUGUCGGUUCAAUGGGACCAGCCAUAGAAAUUUGGGACCUUGAUGUUGUUGAUGAAGUAGAGCCUUGUGUAGUGUUGGGUGGCAAAGAGAAAAGGAAAAAGGGGAAAAAUGGGAAAAAGAAAUCAGCAAAGUACAAAGAGGACAGUCACACUGACUCAGUACUUGGUCUUGCUUGGAACAAGGAGUACAGCAAUACACUUGCAAGUGCCAGUGCUGACAAGCGAGUCAAGAUUUGGGAUGUUGUUACUGGAAAGUGUAAUAUUACAAUGGAGCAUCACACCGGCAAGGUUCAAUCAGUUGCUUGGAAUUAUCAUGCACCACAGGUCCUUCUUAGUGGUUCGUUUGAUCGUACUGUUGCCUUGAAGGAUGUAAGGAUACCGUCGCAUUCUGGCUUUACGUGGUCGGUCAGUGCUGAUGUAGAGAGCUUGGCAUGGGAUCCACACACUGAGCACUCUUUUGUGGUGAGUCUUGAAGAUGGUACCGUCAAGUGUUUUGAUGUUCGGACUGCCAUGUCCAAUGCCACAUCUGAGCAGAGUGCUACUUUUACAAUUCAUGCACACGACAAAGAGGUUACCUCUGUAUCCUAUAAUAAGUCAGCACCGAAUCUUCUUGCUACUGGAUCCACUGAUAAAACGGUGAAACUAUGGGAUUUGUCAAACAACCAACCAUCUUGUGUCGCAUCUAAAGCUCCAAAAGCUGGUGCUGUCUUUUCUAUCUCUUUCUCAGAGGACAACCCAUUCUUGUUGGUUAUAGGAGGCUCAAAGGGAAAAUUACAUCUAUGGGACACCUUAUCUGACGAUGGCAUCUCUCGUAGAUAUGAGAAAUACAACAAGAAUCGACCUCAAUCUGGGGCAUGAUAUAUAAUAUUGAGUUAUAGUGAUCUCUCGGCCCUCCACCCCUUCCCAUGAAGAAAAUGUUUGGAUUUGUAUCUACUGAACUGCAAACAAGUUGUGUUUCAUGUUCCAACAUUUUGGAAUUCACUGCAAAAUACAACAGUCUUCACUUAAUAUUUUAUUAUAUCUGUAUUUGGUUUCUUUGUCUAUGUAAUGAGCUUCAAUGCUUUUGGUAGUUUAGUGGUAUUUAAAUUUUGGAACAAUAUAUUAUUUAGAAUGGAUUAAUAUACAGUUUGUUAGUGACACUAUGUCCAUCAUAUUUUCUAACAAGUUUUGAAAGGAAGUUCUCUAAA
Molecule: messenger RNA, 1967 nt
Organism: Cicer arietinum (chickpea)
Lineage: Eukaryota; Viridiplantae; Streptophyta; Magnoliopsida; Fabales; Fabaceae
Biological process (GO): rRNA processing
Cellular component (GO): nucleus
Molecular function (GO): protein binding
Source: RefSeq, a predicted model, not a curated record